Molecule: messenger RNA, 666 nt
Organism: Penicillium argentinense
Lineage: Eukaryota; Fungi; Ascomycota; Eurotiomycetes; Eurotiales; Aspergillaceae
Exons: 1
Coding region: 1-666 (221 amino acids)
Biological process (GO): malate transmembrane transport; phosphate ion transmembrane transport; succinate transmembrane transport
Molecular function (GO): succinate transmembrane transporter activity; malate transmembrane transporter activity; oxaloacetate transmembrane transporter activity
Source: RefSeq, a predicted model, not a curated record
AUGCCUUCAGUGACAUACGGAACUUCUCGCAUCGCAUUCUACGAAGAAAUGAAGCAGACAGCAAAGUCAUCGAACCAGCCCCUGACGACUCCAAUUCUCGGCACGAUGGCCGCGGUCUCGGGUUUCCUAGGGGCUAUCUUCGGCACCCCAUCAGACAUCGCAAACGUGCGAAUGCAGAAUGAUCGCUCACUGCCACCCCAACAGCGUCGCAAUUAUCAAAAUGUGCUAGAUGCAUGGGUGCAGAUGAAGCGUAACGAAGGCUGGAGAUCAUUCCGACAGGGCUUAUGGCCCAACUGCUUUCGUUCCGGAAUCAUGACAGCCAGCCAGCUGGCCUCUUAUGACUCGUUCAAAAGAUUGCUCACGCAAUUGAGUGGAAAAAGUGACGAUAAUCCGUUGACACAUUUCUCCGCCUCAUUACUGGCGAGUUUAGUCGCUACGUCGAUUUCAAGCCCGAUGGAUGUCAUCCGGACUCAGUUGAUGAGCUCUUCCAGCAAUGCUUCGGUAUAUCAGGCUGUGCGAGACUUGAUUCGCUCUGAGGGACAUCGGUGGCUGUUCCGUGGCUGGACACCGAGCUUUGUACGAUUGGCUCCUCAGACGAUUGCUACGCUGGUGCUUCUGGAGCAGCAUAAGAGGAUUUAUCGCGCUUUGAAAGUAGAGGAGGCUUGA